This is a messenger RNA of Taeniopygia guttata (zebra finch), 5438 nucleotides long. It is a transcript of the gene ADCY9, whose product is annotated as adenylate cyclase 9. Gene Ontology annotation, molecular function: adenylate cyclase activity. Gene Ontology annotation, biological process: adenylate cyclase-activating G protein-coupled receptor signaling pathway; intracellular signal transduction; cyclic nucleotide biosynthetic process. Gene Ontology annotation, cellular component: plasma membrane. The record is from RefSeq and is a predicted model, not a curated record. NCBI's taxonomy places the organism in Eukaryota, Metazoa, Chordata, Aves, Passeriformes, Estrildidae.
UCAGACGGGCGGGCGGGCGGAGCAGAGGAGAGCGGCUGCUGCUGCCGUCCCGGCUGGGCGGGCGGCUGAGGGCGGGAGGCGGCCCCUCGUCGGCAGCCGUGCGGGGAGGAAGCGGCGGGCAGCUGCAGCCGACAUGGAGGAGCGGUCCCCUCCCGGCGGGGGCCCGGCGUCCCCCCCGCGGGGCUGAGCCAGCGGCCUGCCCGCCCCGCGCCUCGGGAGGGCUGCGGGGGAGCGGGGCCAGCGGCGGGCGGCGGCAGCAGCCCCGGCCCGGCUCGGCCCAGGCGAGGGGACUAUGCGGGGCUGCCCCGGCGCGCAGUGUGCGGAGCCCGGCGAGCGGCCGAUCGCCGCGGCGCUGCCCGGCCGCCCCUACGCGGCGGGGACCGGAGGAGACUAGAGGCGACUCUGCGAGGAGCCCGGUGGCUUUGGCAACCCCAGAGACCCAAGUCCGGCGCGGGCUCUUGAGGAGGAAUUGACAACAUGGCUUCCCCACCGCACCAGCAGCUGCUGCAUCACCACAGCACCGAGGUGAGCUGCGACUCCAGCGGGGACAGCAACAGCGUGACGGUGAAAAUCAACCCCAAGCAGCACCAGGGCUGCACCUCUUCCAAGCACUGCAAGUACAGCAUCUCCUCCAGCUGCAGCUCGGGGGAGUCGGGGGGCGCCCGCCGAGCCGGCGGAGCGGGCGGCAGUGGCUCCGGCCUCCGCCGGCCGAAGAAGCUGCCGCAGCUCUUCGAGAGGGCCUCUUCCAAGUGGUGGAACCCCAAGUUCGACUCCAACAACCUGGAGGAGGCUUGCAUGGAGAGAUGCUUCCCGCAGACCCAGCGCAGGUUUCGUUAUGCCCUCUUCUACAUUGGCGUGGCCUGUCUGCUCUGGGGCAUCUACUUCGGCAUACACAUGAGAGAGAAACAGAUUGUUUUCAUGGUGCCGGCUCUGUGCUUCCUCCUGGUAUGUGUAGCUUUUUUUGUGUUCACUUUCACUAAGACUUAUGCCCGCCAUUAUGUAUGGACUUCGCUGAUACUCACCCUCCUGGUGUUUGCUCUGACCCUGGCUCCGCAGUUCCAGGCUCUGAAGCCUGUCUCAGGAAGUGGUGACAUGUCCAACCGGACUCCCCUGGCAGAUCCCACAGACACUUGUCUUUCUCAAGUGGGCAGUUUUUCUAUGUGUAUUGAAGUGCUCUUGUUGCUUUACACAGUGAUGCACUUACCCCUGUAUUUAAGCUUGUUUCUGGGACUGUCGUACUCGGUCCUCUUCGAGACUUUUGGUUAUCACUUCCGUGAUGAGAACUGUUUCACACCUCUGGGAGCUGGUGCGGUUUACUGGGAGCUGUUGAGUAAAGCCUUCCUGCACAUCUGCAUCCAUGCCAUCGGUAUUCAUUUAUUUAUCAUGUCCGAAGUCAGAUCAAGAAGCACAUUCCUGAAAGUGGGGCAAUCCAUCAUGCAUGGAAAAGACUUGGAAGUGGAAAAAGCCCUGAAAGAGAGGAUGAUUCAUUCUGUUAUGCCAAGAAUAAUAGCUGAUGACUUAAUGAAGCAGGGGGAUGAUGAAAGUGAAAACUCCAUCAAACGUCAUUCCACCUCAAGCCCCAAAAACAGGAAGAAGAAGCCCUCCAUACAGAAAACCCCCAUAAUAUUCCGUCCUUUUAAAAUGCAGCAGAUAGAGCAAGUGAGCAUUUUGUUUGCAGAUAUUGUUGGCUUCACGAAAAUGAGCGCCAACAAAUCAGCCCACGCCCUGGUGGGACUCCUGAAUGACCUCUUUGGACGCUUUGACCGUCUGUGUGAGGACACUAAAUGUGAGAAGAUCAGCACUUUGGGAGACUGUUACUACUGUGUGGCUGGCUGCCCUGAGCCCCGGGCAGAUCAUGCCUACUGCUGCAUCGAGAUGGGCUUGGGGAUGAUCAAAGCCAUCGAGCAGUUCUGCCAGGAAAAGAAAGAAAUGGUGAACAUGAGAGUCGGUGUUCACACAGGGACAGUCCUGUGUGGCAUUUUAGGCAUGAGGAGGUUCAAGUUCGAUGUGUGGUCCAAUGAUGUCAAUUUGGCCAAUCUGAUGGAGCAGCUUGGGGUGGCUGGGAAGGUCCAUAUUUCGGAAGCUACUGCCAAAUAUUUGGAUGACCGUUAUGAAAUGGAGGAUGGAAAGGUGGUUGAGCGUGUCGGUCAGAGCGUGGUAGCCGACCAGUUAAAAGGUUUAAAGACCUAUCUGAUCUCAGGUCAGAAGGUGAAGGAGCCCCAGUGCAGCUGUUCUCAAGCGUUGCUUCCGGGCUUGGAGUCAGCAGACGGAGCCAGGACACCGGGAACGUCGUCAGCCGAGAACUUCAGCGACCUGACCAAGACAACCAAGGUAGAAAAGCCCAAGCCUUGCCCUUCAUGUAGUACCACCCUUGCUCCCCACUGCGAUGUCAGCAUAGAUGAAGGAGCUAUCCAAAAUGGUUGUCAGGAUGAGCAUAAAAACAGUACGAAGGCUCCAGGAGGACACAGCCCAAAGACCCGGAAUGGACUUCUGAGUCCUCCCCAGGAGGAGAAGCUCAGCAACAGCCAAACCUCUCUGUAUGAAAUGCUGCAGGAGAAGGGGCGCUGGGGCGGGGUGAGCCUGGACCAGUCAGCUCUGCUCCCCCUGAGGUUCAAAAACAUCCGAGAAAAGACAGAUGCCCAUUUUGUGGAUGUCAUUAAAGAAGACAGCCUCAUGAAAGAUUACUUCUUUAAACCACCUAUUAACAAGCUGAGCCUCAACUUCUUGGAUCAGGAUUUGGAGAUGGCCUACAGGACGAGCUACCAGGAAGAGGUUAUAAGGAAUGCUCCAGUGAAGACGUUUGCCAGUGCAACCUUCAGCUCGCUCCUGGACGUGUUCCUGUCCACCACAGUCUUCCUCAUCCUCUCCAUCACGUGUUUCCUGAAGCACGGCAUGGCCGCGUCCCCUCCACCCCCUGCGGCCGUCGUGGUGUUCGUCAUCGCCAUCCUGCUGGAAGUGCUGUCCCUCGUCAUCUCCAUCAGGAUGGCGUUCUUCCUGGAGGAGGUGAUGACUUGCACCAAGCGUCUGCUGGAGGUGAUAUCUGGCUGGCUGCCUCGACACUUCUUCGGUGCAAUCCUGGUUUCUCUCCCAGCUCUUGCAGUUUUUUCACACUUCACCUCUGAUUUUGAAACAAAUAUACAUUACACCAUGUUCAUGUGUUGUGCCAUUCUCAUCACCAUUGUGCAGUACUGUAACUUCUGCCAGCUCAGCUCCUGGAUGAGAUCCCUGCUGGCAACCGUGGUGGGAGCAGUGCUGCUCAUCCUGCUCUACGUCUCCUUGUGCCCCUCCAGCUCCAUGGAAGCUCCUCAUCUAGAUUUGGCACAGAACUUUAGCUCCAGAAAGAGCCCGUGCAACAGCUCAGUGCCGAGCGACGCCAGGCGGCCGGCGGAGCUGAUGGGCCAGGAGGUGGUUCUGGUCUCCUUCCUGCUGCUCCUGCUGGUCUGGUUCCUGAACCGCGAGUUCGAGGUCAGCUACCGGCUGCACUACCACGGGGACGUGGAGGCCGACCUGCACCGCACCAAGAUCCAGAGCAUGCGGGAUCAGGCUGACUGGCUGCUGAGGAACAUCAUCCCCUACCACGUGGCCGAGCAGCUGAAGGUGUCCCAGAGCUAUUCCAAAAACCACGACAGCGGCGGGGUGAUCUUUGCCAGCAUCGUGAACUUCAGCGAGUUCUACGAGGAGAACUACGAGGGUGGCAAGGAGUGUUACCGAGUCCUGAACGAGCUCAUCGGGGACUUCGAUGAGCUGCUGAGCAAACCCCACUACAGCAGCAUCGAGAAGAUCAAAACCAUCGGAGCCACCUACAUGGCGGCGUCGGGGCUGAACACCUCGCAGUGCCAGGACAGCAGCCAUCCCCACGGGCACCUGCAGACCCUUUUUGAAUUUGCCAAAGAAAUGAUGCGGGUGGUGGAUGACUUCAACAACAACAUGCUGUGGUUUAACUUUAAACUCCGCAUCGGCUUUAACCACGGCCCCCUCACGGCCGGGGUCAUCGGCACCACCAAGCUGUUGUACGACAUCUGGGGGGACACCGUGAACAUCGCCAGCAGGAUGGACACCACCGGCGUUGAGUGCCGCAUCCAGGUGAGUGAGGAGAGCUACCGCAUCCUCAACAAGAUGGGGUAUGACUUUGACUACAGGGGGACGGUCAAUGUGAAGGGGAAGGGUCAGAUGAAGACCUACCUUUACCCCAAGUGCAUGGACAACGGGAUCGUGCCACAUCACCAGUUGUCCAUAUCUCCAGACAUUCGGGUGCAAGUGGAUGGCAGCAUUGGGCGGUCUCCGACGGAUGAGAUUGCCAACCUGGUGCCUUCUGUACAGAAUUCUGAUAAGAUAGCCCAUGGCACAGAUAACUCAGAAGCCAAGGACAUCCUUCCUUCCGCCAAGAAGCUCCAGAAAGACGCGGCGAAGGCAGAGGAGAGGUGCAGGUUUGGCAAAGCCACGGAAAAGGAUGACUGUGAGGAAACGGGGACUGAGGAGGUCAAUGAACUGACAAAGCUAAAUAUCUCUAAGAGUGUAUGAUGAACUGUCAGAGUUGCAUGAAGUGCUCUGUCCAUAGAAACACACAGACUUUUGCAAUUGGCAGUUUUCUUUUCCAAGAGAGACCUUCUCCACACCUGGGUUGUACGUUUGUGUUCAUUUCGGCACCUGGGGCUGUGUGGAUCAUGGCUCUUCAGGGCUUGUUUUCAUCCAUCUGUCUCCUCCAUGCCCCAAACCACAUCCCAAGCUCCCCAGCUCCCUGUGCAACCAUCUUACAGCUGAGUAGAGGAUAUUAAGUGCCUUCAGAUAUACUCCAUUGGACUCCCUGUCAAGGUACAGAGGCCCCAAGUGAAAUCAUAGCUUUGGGUAUUUAUCUAAUUUUAAAGAAAAGAAAAGCUGUGGUUAUAUCAUUUUUAUUGUUGUUUCUCACAAAACACUUUUUUUGGCUAAUGCAACUCCUUGGGUUUUUUAUAUCUCUCGGAACAAUGUUUUACUGUUAUCAGACCUUUUGUAUGUAACACACAGACAUGUGCAUGUAUCUACCAUAUGAGACUGCUAUAAAGUGCCAGUAAUGCACCACAAGAAUGUCUGGGCGAGGGGUGACAGCCUUUGGGUCGGGCUGGAGGGGGAGUUGUGCCGUGGCUCAGCCUUUAGUUAGGGCAGGAGGAACAGCUGCUGUCGUUCUGUUCUCCUUUCCCGAUGCUUUCUGCAGCCUCCAUGUGCCAUCGUGUGCUUUGGAUAACUUCUUUUCCAUAUAGCCAAUGAGUUACUGAUCCGUGGGAAUGGAAGGAGGGUUGGGACAGUUUUCCAGAAGCAGGAGAGACCACGGGAGUGCUGCAGUUCAGGGCUCCCGGCUCCGUACGCAGCUCAGUGGGCGAAGGUAGGUGACAUCGGUGUCUCUGAGCUGAUUGGAGAGAGAGAAAGAGAGAAGCAAAAUAAAUGUUUUGGGAAUGCCUUUA